AUGUCUACGGUGUCGGCAGGCGGUCGUCGUGCUCCACCGAAGGAUUUUCGCGGGCCUCCUAGAGGUGAUGUGAGAGUGAUGAAACCUCGUGGUCGAGGCUAUUCUCACUCUGACGUGGGCGAACCAUUCAUUCCACGAUUUUCAGCUGUAGCCAGUGAGGGAGUGAAAAUGGCACUACCUCCUGAGGAAUACGGUGAGAAUACGACUGUAUUAACCGGUGUAACCAGUGAGCAUUCUUAUAGUGGAGAUGACCGACCUAUGUACGACCCUCCUUUAGGUCGUGUUGUCAGUCGUAGAUGUUCGAGAGUGUUAUGGCUCGGCGCUGCUGGCUUGAUAUCAAUCAUAUCGCUCAUCUCGGCUCCGUUAAUGUGCUCAUUACCUUUCGCCAUUAUUUAUCUGGGAUACCGUUCACCUGAAAUUCACUGUGAGGUGGACUGCCAAGGAUACCUACUGCUACUAGGAAUUAAGACCGUUUUACUCAUUGUUGCAAUAUGGGCAAUAUAUUGGCGGCGGGCCGCGGCCGACCUUCCUCGAUUGUAUUUUGCUCGUGCGGCUUUAAGCUUUUUUGUAUUAUUCAUACUAUUCGCAUUUUGGUUGUUCUAUACAGUGCGAAUAUUCCUAGAACAGCAUAGUAACUAUACAUAUGUGGUGACAUAUGCACUUUCACUCAUAGAUGCCCUGUUGUAUACGCACUAUAUCUCUGUAAUUGUGCUCGAGCUUCGGCGGCUUCGUCAAGAAUACGUCGUCACCAUCGUUCGAGAUCCAGACGGCGAAUCUAAGACAAUGUCUAUUGGUAUGAUGUCGUUACAAGAGGCUGCCAUUCAAGCUCUACGCUUUCAUGAAACAUAUUUUCCUUCGUACAACGUUUUCCUUGACAAGGUAGCGUAUGGUUUUUUAGCCCCCAAUGUUGCGCGUCAGUCGAGUCAUCGGCUACGAUUCAAGAUGUACGACAUAGAAGGUCUUGGAGGAGGGACAACCGAAAUCAGUCAGAGUAACUUGCGUGCUCUUAUGGAGGCCACAUCUAGACGUCGCACUACGAAUUAUAACGAUAUCUUGCAGGAAGAAUGCGAGUGGGAAAGGCGAAUAAAAAAGAGAAAGUAUCGACUUAUCGCAUCAGCUGAAGAAGCAUUCGCUCAAGUGCAAAAUAUCGUGGACAGCCAUACAGGGCAGAAGAAUCUUUGCGACGUCAUGGAUUCCGCAACUGCUGCUCAAGGAGUUUUUGCGUGUAUCAUGCGUCCGUUGAACAAAUACCUUAGGCAAACACGACAACAACCUCGACAUCCGGCAGAGGCAGUUACUCAUCAUAUUGAGAGGUGUCUCAGCAUGCGUAUGAACUACAGAACAUUCUUGCAACGAUUCUUCAGUAACAGAUUUCCCGCAAAGGAUAUCGUCGCGGAAUCAAAAUGGUCUAUAAUUUCUGAUGAGCAAGCCUCAGUUUCAAUUCAACAUGGAACCACGUUCAUACUUCGAUCUCACAAUAAGGACGACGAUGCAGGAGUACAACUGUUAUGUACAGUCAGUUCGCUGCCGUUUUUCAACCUAACAGAACAGUCUCGGUCGUCAAAUAACAAAUUUGCCCUGAAAAUUAGGAGCGAAUCGUCCGUGUAA
This is a messenger RNA of Angiostrongylus costaricensis, 1608 nucleotides long. The record is from the annotation of a GenBank genome assembly. NCBI's taxonomy places the organism in Eukaryota, Metazoa, Nematoda, Chromadorea, Rhabditida, Metastrongylidae.